AUGAUGAUGAUACUGAUUGAUGUCGUGAUGUUUGUGAGGGAGGAGGGAGAGGUAAUGAUGGACGAAGAGGAAGAGGAAGAAGAGGAAGAAGAAGAGGAAGAGGAAGAAGAGGAAGAAGAGGAAGAGGAAGAAGAGGAAGAGGAAGAGGAAGAGGGAAGGAGACAAGAUGUUGGGGAUGAUGGGGAAGAAGAAGACGAGGAAGAAGGAGUUGGUGGUGGUGGUGGUGGUGGUGGUGGUGGAGGGGGAGGAAGAGAUGUUGUUGUUGUUGUUGUUGAGGAGGAGGAAGAGGAGGAGGAAGAAGAAGAGGAGGAAGGAGGAGGAGGACAACCUGCUGCUGCUGCUGCUGCUGCUGCUGCUGCUGUUGCUGUUGCAGUAGUAGGGUUAUUAGUGUUAUUAGAGGAAGAAGAAGAAGAAAGAAGUAAUGAGCUAACACAUAAACAAUCAUUACUAUUCAUAGAUAUAAGUGAUGAUGAAUCUCCUCCUCCUCCUCCUCCUCCUGCUGAUGCUGCAUCUCCUGCUGCUGUUGCUGCUGAUGAGGAGGAAUGA
Eimeria maxima is the source of this 546-nucleotide messenger RNA. RefSeq lists its product as hypothetical. The transcript is spliced from 2 exons. The coding region runs from base 1 to 546 and encodes 181 amino acids. Lineage: Eukaryota; Apicomplexa; Conoidasida; Eucoccidiorida; Eimeriidae. The record is from RefSeq and is a predicted model, not a curated record.